UUCAAUUAUAAAUUGAAAUAAAUCCAGAAUGGUAAAUCACUGCGACGAGUGUCCGUAUUACUUCGAUUUGUUGAAUGUGUGUCCCAUCGUUCCAUUCUCUCAGGCUGGAGAGCAACCAUGGGAGUUCCUGAUCAGCUUUGUGAUGGUGCUUGCUUCCACAAAUGUACUGUUCAAUUUCGCCUCGGUUUUCUAUACAACGACCAAUUGGAUAAAUAAGAUCCAUCUACUACCAAUUUAUGCUGUACCACUGUUGCUAUCAGAACUUGUGCUGAAAUUUGUGCUUAAUCAACCUAGACCAGAUGGUGCUUGUGCUGAUACACCAGGGAUGCCAUCAGGACACGCUGUUGCUUCUGGACUGAUCUUUGCUAUUGUAUGUGUCUUGCAGAUGACCAAGCUUAUUCCAAAAACCUAUGCCUUCCUUUAUAUCUCCAUUGCAGUUCUUCAAGCUUACAGUAGGAUCCAUCUAGGAUACCAUGAUUACCUCCAAGUUUUUGUUGGGUUCUCAUUAGGUACUAGCUCAGCCCUUAUUUUGAUGAUGUUUUUCCCUAUCUAUCCCAAGAAGGACGAACUCAACACAAAAGAAGAGAAAUUGGUAGUUGACCAAGAUUACCUUUACCAAAUCGCCAUGGCCAACCAAAGCCCAGCUUCCCAAAUGGUGUAAAUUAAAUUACAUCAUUCUAUUUCUUUAUCCCGACUGGGUUAUUUGAUUAUCCAACCUUCU
Molecule: messenger RNA, 721 nt
Organism: Moneuplotes crassus
Lineage: Eukaryota; Ciliophora; Spirotrichea; Euplotida; Euplotidae
Source: the annotation of a GenBank genome assembly